AUGGCAGGAUCACUCUUGCAGAACGCGUAUUAUGUAUCGAACUACAUCAACGCAAUCCUGUAUGGGAUCGAGUUGGUCUUGUACUUCAUGCUGGUUCGGCAACUCCUGGAGCUUCAGAAACGAACCUUCAUGGACAACUUCAUGAUGAUGUUCAGCACGGUGCUCCUCAUUCUGAACACCAUCUUCUGGACUACGCAAGUGUUUUUCGGCCAGAUGAUGUGGAUCAACAACCCAACAUAUCCCGGCGGGAUCGAUGGCUACAUGCAGGACAAAUCUUCAAUAUGGUACCAGACGUGGGGUACCACUGCUUGCGUCGCUAGCAAUCUAAUGAGCGAUGCGCUACUGACGUACCGUUGUUUCGUCGUCUGGAACAGCCGGCGUGUCAUCAUCUUCCCCUCCAUCAUCUGGGUGGCGUCUCUGGUGUUCUCAAUCGGGCUCCUGUACGGCUCGGGGCGCCCGAACGGGGACUACUUCGCAGGCUUCGCCGCCAUGGCCGUGACCGCAUACACCGCGUCGACGUUCGCGUUCAACGUCAUCGUCACCGGCCUCAUAUGCGGGCGCAUCUUCUACUUCAAGCGCUACAUGCGGCUUCACUACGGCGCGGACACCACCGUCUACACCGGCGCCGUCGCCAUCGUGGUCGAGUCCGCGCUCCCGUUCACGCUCUUCAGCUGCGCGUACCUCGUCACGUACGCCCUCGGCACCGACGUCGCCUACGCGUUCUCCUUCUACGCCAUGUUCACGUGCCUGUCCCCGCUGAUGAUCACGCUGCGCGUCUUGUCCCGCCGGGCGUGGACGCGAGAAGCCAUCACGCAGUUCACGACGACGAUCAGCUACCACGGGCCCUCGCACUACGUCACGACCGACGGCGGCAUACCCAUCGAGUUCGCCGAAAAGGGAGCUGCGGAGGCUACCAGAGAUCUCAAGGACUCGCCAGCACUGGCAGGCGCGCCGAGUCCCAGAGAGGUGGACAUCAGCGAGCUGCCAGUAUGACGCGGCCCUCUGACUGUUCUCAGCUGCGCAUCAUGCUCUUCAAUCAUGGCGCCCUGGGGUUGUAUAUGAGCUGCUGCUGCUUCUGCUGACGUUGUACAUAAAAGUAUGCCUACG
Dichomitus squalens LYAD-421 SS1 is the source of this 1107-nucleotide messenger RNA. RefSeq lists its product as uncharacterized. The transcript is spliced from 5 exons. The record is from RefSeq and is a predicted model, not a curated record. The coding region runs from base 1 to 993 and encodes 330 amino acids. Lineage: Eukaryota; Fungi; Basidiomycota; Agaricomycetes; Polyporales; Polyporaceae.